AAAGUACAUGGUGGAACAGAGAAGAUCAUGAAGGAGGAGACGAAAGAAAAUUCAUGAGAGGUCAUGGAAAGACGAGACCACUCGCAGCAGCAUAACUCGGAUGAUGAGAGCGAAGAUGCACAAUUGAUGUUAUCACUCACGAUGUCUGAAGCUGCCUCUCCCAUGCUGUAGUUUUGGGACGAGAUCGAAAAAUCAACUCGCUGCAUUAAAGGGGAUGGCUCGUUUGAAAACGAACGCUCUCCUGGAAGGAUUGAGUUUGGAGAUGUUCAAGCUGUUUUAUCAGCUGUCAGAGUCUAACAACUUUGAGGCUCUAAUCGUUCUUCUGGAAGCUCUGACCUCGGGUACGAUGCUUGCAAGCCUUGUGGUACAAGACUUGAGCAACGCCGUGUGGUUUGCGGGAGCAAACGAGGAGGACCAAGUCCAGCAAGUGCUGUCGUCAUGUUCAGACUCUCCAACGGAAUCCCUCCGGAGCCUUUUUCUCACCCUGAUGGUUGAAGAGAAUUAUCAGCUCGAAGAAGACAUCAAAUCCCUGGUGGACGAGGCGCGGACCAUGUCCUCCCUCUUACCUGCAGAACUGAUGAGGUGCGAGGUCGCGAGGUCUACUCGUAGUCUUACCUUGUCUUCAGGGAUGUGAUCGUAAGUCUGUCGACAAGUACUUCUCCGAUAGCUCGACUCU
Molecule: messenger RNA, 676 nt
Organism: Guillardia theta CCMP2712
Lineage: Eukaryota; Cryptophyceae; Pyrenomonadales; Geminigeraceae
Exons: 2
Coding region: 215-634 (139 amino acids)
Source: RefSeq, a predicted model, not a curated record